AUGGAAAAUCUACCAAAUUGUAGUGAUGUAAUUCAAGAUGAAGAAUUAGUGUCUAAUCUGUGCAGAAAUAAUGCUACCUGCAAAAUUAGAAUACAUGAGGAAUAUGUAGAGGCGCUAUGUGACUGUUCAAGAUUGACAAAUAAUACACACUAUUUCGUUGGUAAAUACUGCGAAAUAGCAGUGCCACAUCCUCGUGUAUCGUCAAAUGAUAUAAAUGACUCACUUAAUACGUGUUUUAUUGAGGAUCUACUGGGUAUCAAUGAAUGGAAAAACAACUUUAGCAUCUACGGUAAGAUUGUAAAUUAA
Molecule: messenger RNA, 306 nt
Organism: Babesia microti strain RI
Lineage: Eukaryota; Apicomplexa; Aconoidasida; Piroplasmida; Babesiidae
Product: conserved Plasmodium protein, unknown function
Exons: 2
Coding region: 1-306 (101 amino acids)
Source: RefSeq, a predicted model, not a curated record